This is a messenger RNA of Theileria annulata, 651 nucleotides long. RefSeq lists its product as uncharacterized. The coding region runs from base 1 to 651 and encodes 216 amino acids. The transcript has 5 exons. NCBI's taxonomy places the organism in Eukaryota, Apicomplexa, Aconoidasida, Piroplasmida, Theileriidae. The record is from RefSeq and is a predicted model, not a curated record.
AUGGAAAGUCCAUUUGAUAAAUUAAAAAAAACUUUCAUGAAUGGAAUCUUUGAUCAAAAUAAGGUUUCAGAAGCUUUACAAGAACGAGUUGAAAGACAAUCAGGAAUAAAAGUACAAGAAUUACACUCUUAUCCUUUUUUACAUAGACUUCCUAUCCUUCCAGAUUUUAUUAGGUAUAUACUCACAAACCCAAGAUCACUUAUUCUUCCAUUUGUGGGUGAAAUUUUAACUCAUGAAGAUUCGGAAUUUAGUUUAAUUAAUUUGGAUCAAAUUGGACUUUGUGAUCAAGACUACUUUAGGCUUAACAGAUGUGUGGUAGAAGGUUUGAGGAAGGAUAAUAAGGACCAGAAUAACCCUAAAUUUAACAGACUCUCAAAAUGCAAACAUCAUUUCAUAAUUUAUAACAAAUGUGUAAACAAAAGAGAUGUAACAAUAGAUAAACAAAUUUUAAAGCAUGAAUUAAAUCAUUUAAAAGAUUUAAAUGAGAAUCAAAGAGAAGAAUAUUUCAAAAGAGUUGAGAAGGUUAUUAGUGAAUGUUAUUCUCAAAUGGAUUCCUGUAAGGAACAGACUGAAAAAUACGCCCUUAAUAGGAAGAUAAAGUUAAUGGAGGAAAGGAACUUUUGUUUCUUUAUUGUAACCAAUGUAAUAUAA